Messenger RNA from Panicum virgatum (switchgrass), 2032 nucleotides. RefSeq lists its product as uncharacterized. Gene Ontology annotation, cellular component: P-body; CCR4-NOT complex; CCR4-NOT core complex. NCBI's taxonomy places the organism in Eukaryota, Viridiplantae, Streptophyta, Magnoliopsida, Poales, Poaceae. The record is from RefSeq and is a predicted model, not a curated record. Gene Ontology annotation, biological process: negative regulation of translation; mRNA catabolic process. The coding region runs from base 1082 to 2032 and encodes 316 amino acids. The transcript is spliced from 6 exons.
CCUCCCGCCGACACGGAAGACGAGACGAACGGCGAGCGGCGACAACGGGAAUGCGGCGCUCGGGCGGGGCCUCUCGCGGCGGCGACUGUCGAUCCAGUGAGCGGAAAGCCCGGCGGAGGAGGGAACCCGGCCAUCCAGUCGCGCUGCCUUGGCGUGCAGCGGCGGCGGCGGCGGCUUCGUUUGUUUCGGGGAGCCGCGCGAGUCACGCGAUACGGAGUGACGCGGCGGCAUCGAGCGGCUCGAUCCGGAGUGGACGGGAGCCCCCGCCCCUCGUGCGCCUGGGCUUGCCGCCUCUCAGCGGGGAGGCUCCAUUUUAGGUAAUUAAAUCUUUCUGCUGUGGGCGAGCCAAGAUUACCAAAUCAUCCGUCGAGAUUUCUACCAAUGUAUUCACAUUUUCAACAUGCGCAUUCGUCUUCGAUCAACGGAUACUAGUCUGCGAUGUUCCAGCUGUUUCAGCAGGAUUUCAGAUCUUGUUUUCCGGAAACGCAUGGCCAACCAACCACCUCACGAAAAUCCACACCAGCUGUGGGCGAGCUAGAGAGUAUGAGGGGAGAAUCAUUGAGCUGUAAUCGGGUAAAAUUGUUGCCAGCUAGAAAUGUGGGUGUGAAUAUUACCAACAGCUUAGGCUGUUGCUGGUGCUUGCGCAUAGUAUUAUGGUAUGGAGUUAUGAACAACAAGCAAACGGCCAUAUAUGACGCCAGCUCGUUGUCCACACGUAAUGACAGAGGUAUGACAUGUAAAAGACAGGUAAGCUUGAUACUUAUCCUCUGAAUGACUCAUGGGUCAUGGCUGAAUACGGUGGGUGAGGUUUAGAUUGUGGUGCACCCUUUUGCGAGAUUUUGGGGUUUUGUUUUUUUACAGCUAAUACAAUGUGUGUACAACUCAUAAAAGUGGAAGUCGACUGAGAUAAAAGCACUGAGAGUUGGUAGUGUCCAUAGGCCGUUUUGGAUUCCAUUGAAAAAACACGUGAAGUUCUCUGGUGCUUAUUUCGUGCACGGCAUCUAUUGCCACAGCUGUAUAAAACCAAUCACCCAUUGAUGCUGCAUUUCAUAAUUGUAGAAGAAAUGUAGGAUUGUUUAAUAUGUUUUCUCACUUGAAAAUGUCAACAGCCGAGGUUCCUAAUUCCAAAGACCCGGAAAUUGUUGAUUCUCUUCUCCUUGAUCUGUUAGAUCCAGAAAAUAAAGCGUAUGCCCUUUCCAUGUUACCUAAGAAAAGGGAGACACUUAAUAAUUUGGCUCCACUGCUGUGGUACUCUUUUGGCACAAUAGCUGCACUGCUCCAGGAAAUUGUGUCAGUCUACCCUGCACUUUCACCCCCAACAUUAUCGGCAAGUGCAGGGAACCGAGCCUGCAAUGCACUUGCACUUCUUCAGACUGUUGCAGCACACCCUGAGACCAGGACUCCUUUUUUAAAAGCUGAAAUUCCCUUGUACUUGUUCCCAAUCUUGAACACUACCAGCGAGGCCAAGUCUUUCGAGUACCUGCGUGUUACUGGCCUUGGUAUUCUCGGUGCUCUUGCUAAGUGUUGGUGUAUAUGUGAGCCCAUGAAUAGAGGCUCAUGUAUAGGAUCUAUAUAUCCCAUCCUUCUAGGGUUUGGAGGAAUACAUCUCAUUGUUUUCUCCUACAUGGUAUCAGAGCCUAGCUCUCUCUCUCCAGCCGCCGGGUCACUGUGCGCCGCCGCCGCCGCCACCAUGGCUGGCUGGCCGCCGCCACCGCCGGCGUUCUCCUCUUUCCCUCCUCUCCCUGCUUCCGGAUCUGACGCCGUGGCCGGCUUCUCUUCCUUUCCCGGCGGCCGCUCCCCUGUUCCUGCGUGGAUCCAGGGCGUCGCCACCUCCUCUGCUUUGGGCGCCGCCGACUCGUCUGCUCGGCCUCCCGCCGCUGGCGCCACCGCCGCCGCCGCCCACACCGCGGGCGCGGCUGGCACGGCCACGGCCGCCGCCCCCGCGGCCCCUGCUGGCGUGCGCGUGGCGGGCGCGGGCACGGCCGUCCGCGCGGCGGGAUUCGGCCUCCCGACGUCCGCUAUUCCGGUGUGA